This is a messenger RNA of Abrus precatorius (Indian licorice), 858 nucleotides long. RefSeq names its product blue copper protein-like. The record is from RefSeq and is a predicted model, not a curated record. Gene Ontology annotation, molecular function: electron transfer activity. Gene Ontology annotation, cellular component: plasma membrane. NCBI's taxonomy places the organism in Eukaryota, Viridiplantae, Streptophyta, Magnoliopsida, Fabales, Fabaceae. The coding region runs from base 1 to 858 and encodes 285 amino acids. The transcript has 4 exons.
AUGUUACUCAAGUACCUAAAGCACACAGUUGGUCAAGGAGUCUUAUUCAAAUCAAAUUCUAACACUAAGCUCUAUGCUUAUGUUAAUGCUGAUUGGGGCGCAUUAUCUCAUCAAAAGGCAUCCACUAAUGCACUAGUUUUGGGUCUAUGUUUAGCAAUCAACAUGGCUCUGCCAACACUCGCAGCUAUCCACACAGUCGGAGACACUUCAGGUUGGACAAUUGGCACUGAUUACAGCACAUGGGCUGGUAGCUUGACCUUUGUAGUUGGUGAUAGUCUUGUUUUCAACUAUGGAACUGGUCACAGUGUGGAUAAAGUUAAGAAAAGCGAUUACAAGACAUGCAGUGUGGGCAAUUCAUUGAGUACAGAAAGUAGUGGCGCAACAACUAUUGGCCCUAAAAGUGUUGGCACUCAUUACUUCAUAUGUUCGAUUCCUGGGCAUUGCAAAGGUGGCAUGAAGCUUGCUGUUGCUGUAAAGGCUAGAAAAGCCACUGCUCCUGCUGUGUCACCAUCAUCUAGUAAAGACUCACAUUCUGAUGAAACCACAGACACACCCACUAAUAACACAAAAACCAAAACCGAACCAUCCAACUCAUAUUCAUCAAAUAAGUCAUCAGCAACUGGUCUCUCACCAAUUGUGGCUAUGUUGGCUGUUUCUUUGAUCUCCUACUAUGUGUUGUGUCUUGCAUCAAUUUUCCCAGAGUCAGGAGUCGGGACAGAGACAAAAAAGGGCAAUGGCAAUGAACCAGGGACGACCAUGGCUACCCACGCUCAAAGCGUAACUGAGGUUGCUCCUCAACCACUUGGAGGGAGUGGCGGCAGAUCUACAACCUACUCGUUAAAUGAAGAAGAAGAAUGA